CAUAGCAUCAUUGUAUAUUUGUAUAACCCUUCAUAAUAGUACGGAGUACCUUAUACUAAGCAUUUUAUAAAACAAAUCUUUUGAUUUUUGAAUCAUGUUUUAUCAAAUCUCCCUCUCAUCGCAAACCCAAUCUUGCAUGCCUUAUCAAGCGUUGAUGCAUUGUAGAGUCACCAACCCAAGCUUUCUAUUAAAAUCAAAAAGCGCCAAGCAUGGCAAGUGUGGCUACAUGAAACGUCACGCAACAAUCACAAACUUGUGGACUAAAGUACCCCGCAAUACCAAUAUGGAGAAUUUACGUGACAAUUAUUUGUUUCCAGAGAUAUGCAUGCGAGAGUUGGAGCAUCUAAAGAAGUAUCCCCAUGCAAAAUUGAUUAGACUCGGAGUAGGAGACACAACUCAACCUAUUCCAUACACUAUUUCUUCAGUAAUGUCUCAGUAUGCACAAGAUUUAUCAACUAUUGAAGGUUACAGUGGCUACGGAGCAGAACAAGGCAAUACGGAGUUGAAGAAGGCAAUUGCUGAAACAUUUUAUAAAAAUACGGGUAUUACGAGUGAUGAAAUUUUCGUAUCGGAUGGAGCACAAUGUGACAUUUCUCGGCUACAGAUGCUGUUGGGAUCCAAUAUAAGUGUAGCCGUACAAGACCCUACAUUUCCGGCCUAUGUGGAUUCAAGUGUAAUAAUGGGCAAAGCAGGCAAUUAUCAAGAAAGAACUGGGAAGUACAAUAGCAUUGUGUACAUGAGUUGUGGACCUGAUAACAAUUUCUUUCCGGAUUUAAACAACACCCCAAGAACAAAUGUCAUUUUCUUUUGCUCUCCUAAUAAUCCAACAGGCUAUGCUGCCUCUAGAAAGGAAUUAGAGCAGCUUGUUGAUUUUGCAAAGAAUAAUGGCUCAAUCAUCAUUUAUGAUUCUGCUUAUGCUACUUAUAUCAUGGAUGAUAGCCCUCGAUCGAUCUUUGAAAUUCCCGGUGCUAAUGAGGUUGCAAUUGAAGUAUCUUCUUUCUCAAAGUUUGCUGGAUUUACAGGAGUAAGAUUAGGAUGGACAGUAGUUCCUAAAAAUCUAUGCUAUUCAAAUGGCUUCCCUGUUAUCCAUGAUUAUAAUCGUAUCGUAUGCACUUGUUUUAAUGGUGCCUCUAACGUCGCUCAAACUGGUGGACUAGCUUGCCUUUCUCCUCAUGGUUACGAGGCCUUACGCUCUACAAUCAAUUAUUAUAUGAACAAUGCGGAAAUGAUGGUAGAAUUAUUUACAUCAUUCGGAUUAAAAGUGUAUGGUGGUAGAAAUGCACCAUAUCUUUGGGUACAUUUUCCAGGCUCGAAAUCAUGGGAUAUAUUCAAUGAGAUACUUGAGAAAACACAUAUAUUAACAGUUCCAGGCAGAGGAUUUGGUUACAAAGGUGAAGAGUUCAUUCGAAUUAGCGCCUUUGCUCCGAAAGAAGCUAUAUAUGAAGCAUCCAUGAGACUGAAGAACCAUUUUCAUGACACUAGUGAUCGAUAUGUCCUCCAUUGUUAAUGUAUAUAAGUCUUUACCCGGAUUGCACUUUUACUAAUUUGGAUAUUACAAUAGCUUUCCAAUAAUCACAUAGCAUUUAUAAUGUAUCAAAAUGUGAAAAGAUGCUUUUAGCAUGAAUUAAUAAUAAAUAAAUAACAAUAAUAAUAAGAACACUAUCAAUCUCAUUUGAAAAUGAGAUUCCUUAAAUUAUAUUGCUAUUGUAUGAGAUUUUUUGUAAAAGUUUAAUCUCCAUAAG
Chenopodium quinoa (quinoa) is the source of this 1742-nucleotide messenger RNA. Its product is annotated as aminotransferase ALD1-like. NCBI's taxonomy places the organism in Eukaryota, Viridiplantae, Streptophyta, Magnoliopsida, Caryophyllales, Amaranthaceae. Gene Ontology annotation, molecular function: L-lysine:pyruvate alpha-transaminase activity; pyridoxal phosphate binding. The record is from RefSeq and is a predicted model, not a curated record. Gene Ontology annotation, cellular component: chloroplast. The transcript has 10 exons. Gene Ontology annotation, biological process: L-pipecolic acid biosynthetic process; systemic acquired resistance, salicylic acid mediated signaling pathway. The coding region runs from base 95 to 1507 and encodes 470 amino acids.